AUGAUGUCUCUUCGCACUCUUACUCGCUCCGCCCCCCGCUCCAUUGCGCGUUCUCUCGCAGUUUCCACCCGCGCAACUGUCUCCAGACCUGUUGCCGCUGUUUCUCAGAAUGCUUUCACCUUGAAGCAGAUCACCAAGCCUGCCUAUGCUGCUUUUUCGACCUCCCGGGCUUUCAAGCAGGCCCCCGGCGAGGGUGACGUCGAGCUUGUUGCCAAGCUUGAGGAUGAGCUCAAGCACGAGAAGGCCUCCGGCCUUGAGGACCUGGAUGGCUCCGUUCAGAACAUUCAGUAUGUUCUGCAAAACAACUCUUGGGAGGUCAAGGAUAUUCCCGGCGAGCAGGAAGUCACUUUGACCAAGAAGUUCGGCAAGGAAGAGAUCCGCCUUACUUUCACCGUUGCAGACCUCGAAAACCUGAGCGAGCAGGAGGAUUUCUCCGCUGAUGGUCUGAUGGACGCCAACGACUUCGGAAGCCACCAGCCUGCUAACCAAGGUCGCGCAGGCAUCUCCCAGCUUCCCGAGGACCGUAUCGCUCCCUCCGACCGCGACGAGGUCGGCAUCGACGACCUUGAGCCCGGCUUCCCCGCUCGUGUCAACAUCACCAUUGAGAAGCCAGGCAGCGGCGCUCUCCUGAUCCAGACCAUGUGCACCGAUGGCGUGUUCCAGGUUGAGGAGGUCUCCUACUUCAACAAGCCCGAUCUGGCUCUUGCCCAGACCGCCGAGAAGGACUGGGCCAGACAGAGCCUGUACGCCGGUCCUCCUUUCGAGAACCUCGACGAGGAGCUUCAGAACUUCAUUGACCGCUACCUUGACGUGAGAGGCAUCAACGCCGAGCUUGCCACCAUGAUCCCCGACUACAUCCAGGUCAAGGAGCAGAAGGAGUACGUCCGCUGGCUCGAGAAUGUCAAGAACUUCGUUUCUGCUUAGAUCAGGCGGACACGGACGUUCUUCUUCCCGAUUCCUGCACAGCAUGCUAUUGAAUGAUGCGUUUUGAGUUUCGCAACUAUAUCAUCUGUCACUCCUGUCUUCUCCAAAGCAGGCUUUAUGGUCAAUAAUGAGGUAGUGCUGUUCGUCUGACAGUCCUACAAUGUAACAACAUAGAAUCGAAUUUCACAAAAAAAUGUAAUUUUGACUGG
Aspergillus brunneoviolaceus CBS 621.78 is the source of this 1133-nucleotide messenger RNA. RefSeq names its product MAM33 family protein. Gene Ontology annotation, cellular component: mitochondrial matrix. Lineage: Eukaryota; Fungi; Ascomycota; Eurotiomycetes; Eurotiales; Aspergillaceae. Bases 1 to 924 code for a protein of 307 amino acids. Gene Ontology annotation, biological process: cytosolic ribosome assembly. The record is from RefSeq and is a predicted model, not a curated record. The transcript is spliced from 5 exons.